Blepharisma stoltei is the source of this 3481-nucleotide messenger RNA. The record is from the annotation of a GenBank genome assembly. NCBI's taxonomy places the organism in Eukaryota, Ciliophora, Heterotrichea, Heterotrichida, Blepharismidae.
AUGGAUGACGAGAUUAUAACUUCAAGCUUUUUCGAAUGAAUCGAAGCUAAUGAAGACACAUAUGACUAUCCGAUACUCUUCAACUCUGCAGAGCAUCUUGUGCUUACUUUUACUCUUGACAACAAUCUAAUUAAGUUUGAUUUCCAAGAAGUCUCCGCUACUUCAAGUUCCUCGAGUGCUCCAAUCAAAUCAUGGAUAGAAUGGGUAAACUCCUAUUUAAAUGAUCGUGCAGGCGAAAUUUUGACUGGGGAAAUUAACCUAGGCCAAAUCCUUGACAAAGUAAUUAAAAAAUACUCAGAAUUCAAAGAGUUUGACUCAGACCAGGAAGGAUUUUCUGAUGAAGGAGAAGAGGAAGAAGACAUGGACAUUGACUAUAGACAAGAAAUUAUUAGAGCUAAUCAGGUCGAAGAAAUAAAAAAUGCACAAAGAUAUGGAAAAGGAGACCAUUCCAUGGAAGGAAUUGCAGAGUACGCAGAAAAGCAUUUUAUUUUCCAAGAAGCCCAGAGAGCUGUGGAGUUGCUGGAAAGCACCUUCCAAAGAUGCCCGCAGCUGAGGCACUCAUGCAAAAUUUAUAACUACCCAGCGUUAUGCAAUAUCAGAAUUGAACUGGAUCUGGCGUUUUUGGAUAUUUCAGACAGUGUGAUGAAUAUGUUGGGGCUAAAUUAUGAUAAUCCAUUGACGAUCAGCAUGACUAUCAGCGAAAUAAAGUUAGUUCAAAGCUUAGAAGAGACCCAAUGAACCACCUCUUUGUUGGGAUCGUUAGGCUUUGAAGUCCUACAAGGAGGGCGCUAAUCUUAAUCUUAAUUAUAAGCAGGUGCGAGCCAUAUUGGUGAUACAAUUUUCUAAGGAUUUGUGAUUGAGGUUCAUCUGCUUUUAGAUAUUUCGAUUAGGCUUGGUCGCAUAAGAUGAUGAUUCGCUAGCAAGAGUGCCUGACACAACCUUUCUUCUUGAUUGCUUAAGUAAGGGCAGCCUAAAUAUGAGCUAAAGCGAAAUGCUUCUCCUUACCUUGUGGGCUCCAGAAUUGUGUGGAUAGAUUAUGAAUUUCCCUGCAUGCAUCAGGCUCUUGGGAUGCAGCUUGAGCCAAGAAAUUGCCUUGGUGUCUGUAAAGAGUGAGGCUGCCUUUCUUCAGCAGCUAUAAGAAAAAGAGUAAAAGCUUGGUACCCAGGCCGAUUACUUUGCUUCUCGGAAGGAAAUCUCUAGUUCUUAAUGACUUUACGAGUCUCCUUGCACUUCCCACUACAAAGUCAAAGCUUACCUAAAAUUCAACUACGAGCGGGCCUUAAUUCUUGUCUGGCUUUUCUCCCAGCCGGCCUUGGCCAUAAGAUUGAUAAAUUGUAUUAAGAGGCCGGGUGUGCUUUGUCGAUAUUUAAUAUGCAUCCUGCAAGGAGGCUCGAUGGACUCUUAUGGCUGUAGAGAAUAUAUAUUAGGAAGAGUUAGAAAAUUCCGAGAUGAUACUUACAAUUGCAUAAAAGCUCAUGACUACCUGCCUUCAGUUCUUGCACUGUCUAGAGAAAACAGUGUUGAGCCUGAUUCAAAAGGAAUUGAGCAUGCCGACAUUCUAGAAAUGAUUGAGAUGGGUUUUUCUGAGCAGCAGUCAGUUGCUGCUUUAAGGAUUGCCAGAAAAAAUAAAGAUGUAGCUAUAGAUAUGCUGACUGGAGGCAUGAACCUAGGCUAUGGAGUUGAUUUCCAAGAUGUCAUCAUCCCAUGCGACAAUUUCUUUUAUAACUUGCUUUUUUAUAUAAGAGACCGCCUACAAAAAUGCACCAAUUACUGCUUUAUUUGCUAUAAAAAGCAUGAAUUUGAGUCAAUGAGACUAAGGCCUUGUGCACAAGAAAUAUGCGAAUUUAGGUUCGAAGAGAUUUCAGGACUUUCACUAUAUGCAGAAUUAAGGUCAAAUAUGGACUUAGCGAUGCUAGAUUUGUCAUUAGCAGCUGAAGCUCUUACGUCUCCUAGAGCGCUCACUAUUUUUGAGCCUUUUCCAAGUUUCAUGCUUAAAUCUAACCAAAUCAGAGGAAAAGCAGGAUUUCUCAGCAAAGGAAGUGUAACUUACUCAUCUGAUAUGGACUCUAAUAAAGACAUAAACCUUCUUCAACAAAUUUUUAGAGCCAUGCCACAUCCGUCAGCUUUAUUAGAACAAUCUCAUGAUGAAAAUACUCUACGCGAAGCAUUAACAACGAUGUUAGGAGAAAAUGGAACACUUGGAUAUAAAAUUAUGAGGUAUAUUGUAGCUACAAACCGGCUGAUGCUUGUAAACUUAACUGGGAAUAAUCGAAUAAAGCAGCUAGAUAGAGUUCAGCAAUAUUUCGUCACAAAUCACCCAGCUGAAGUUGAGAGAGCAUUUCAAGCCAAGAAAAAGCAAAACGGCUCAUUUUUUGCUUUUCACGGGAGCGCUAUAGAGAACUGGUACUCAAUAUUGAGAAACGGCAUCAGAAAUCUAAGUAACACGCACAUGAUGACUUGUGGAGCUGCUUAUGGGGCAGGUGUUUAUUGUGCUGAAAACAUAGCCACGUCACUAGGGUACACAAGAAUGUCUGCUGGGAAUUGCAUUUGACCUCAUGGGAAUCUUCAUUGUUCUUCAAAAGGAUGCAUGGCCAUACUGGAAGCUAUUAACAAAUCAGCAAAUAAAAGCAGUGGAAGUGGCAUUUAUGUAGUGCAGGACGACACUGAUGUUAUCAUUAGAUAUCUCUUGAUUUUUAGUCAAAGUGACAUUGGCGGAGUCAGCGUAAAUGUGUCUGAUCUUGGACUAGACAAGCAUUAUAAAAAUUUUUCGGAGUCAUUGAAAAUAAGAGCACAAGAAAUCAAGCAGCAAAGAAUCAAGUCAGCAGUUGAAAGAUCACUUAAAAAAGAACAAGAAGAGCAAAGAGCAAGAAAGCACUACGAAGAGUAUAAAGUCAUUAAAAAAGAAGCAGAAGAACAAGACCAUCAUCUUGAUUCAAAACUUUCAAGCCUAGAAAAAGCUUAUGCUGGCCAAGGCUCCACAACUUCAAAUAAAAGGAUCCUUCAAGAGUAUAAGUACCUGCAAAAGUCAAAAGAAUGUAAAGGCUUAACUGUGGAGUUUGAAGGUGGCUCAAAUAUAUAUAUUUGACUUGUCCAUUUAGAUAUGAACAAAUUUGAGAUUCCAAAUGAGCUUAGUCAGGAUUUCGAAGCCUACGCAAAGCGUUACUCAAGAGAGAAAGAAAUGCUUUUUGAAGUAAGAUUUGACUCGAAUUUCCCAUUUAAUCCUCCGUUUGUAAGAGUAAUCAGACCUCGUUUUGCAUUUAGAACAGGGCAUAUUACAGUAGGAGGGUCAAUAUGUAUGCAGUCUUUGACUUCAUCAGGGUGGAUUCCUGUGAGGACAGUUGAAAGCAUUUUUAUAGAAAUUCUAUUCAAUAUGGCUGAAGGUGGAGCAAAGCUUGACGCUACACAAGCUCACAUCGAUUAUACACUUUCUGAAGCUCAAGAUGCAUUUAAUCGUGUUGCAAGGGACCAUAAAUGGAUUUAA